ACGACGCUGUUAAUAAUUAAUUUCCCUCUCCAAUCCUCACCCCCUUGCGGUGUAUAUAUAACACAAACUACAUCUCUGCAUUUGCUCUCCAAUAUUAUUCCGUUCAUACAAAAGAAAAACAAGGAAAAGAUGGGAAAUUGCAUGAGGCAUGAUUCGUCCAUGAAAUGGGCAGGAGAUGAUUGGGGUUGUCUAGCAGAUGGAAUGAAGGGUGACGAUUAUCGCGAUCAAACGGACGUAAAGAUCAUGAAGAAGAACAACAAGAAGAUUGCAGAAGCAAGCCAGAUGGAUUCAUUUUGUUCUACAACAACAGCAACAACAAGUAGUAGUAGUAAAGUUGGUGCAGCAACAGAGGUGAAGAUCAAGAUCACAAAGAAGCAGUUGGAGGAGUUGUUGGGUAAGGUGGAGUAUAAGCAAAUGUCAGCUCAGCAGGUUUUGGCUCAGCUGAUUAGGGUUAGCGAUGGCUUUGAGACCCAGUUGCAAAGGUCUUGGAGGCCUGCUCUUCAAAGCAUUCCUGAGGUCAAUUAAUUUUUCCUUUUCUAUAUAUAUCGGGUUUUUGUUGUUAAUAUGGGGAAGAGUAAUUAGCUUUCUAAACAUAUUUUGUUCAAUAUUAAUGUACAUACUCUAGAGUUCAGAAAGAAAAGAAAAGCCCCAAAUUUUGUUUUGCCUCUCUCUA
Molecule: messenger RNA, 673 nt
Organism: Malus domestica (apple)
Lineage: Eukaryota; Viridiplantae; Streptophyta; Magnoliopsida; Rosales; Rosaceae
Source: RefSeq, a predicted model, not a curated record